GGGGCCGAGAGCCGGCACGCUCGGGACUCGGGCGCGGGCCAAUCACCGCUGCGCUACCAGAGGCGGCUGUGCCCGGCGAGCCAAUAGACGGGGGCGUUACUUGAUGCUGGCUGCGGUGGCGGCCUGACGAGAGGCGCGUUCCUGCCCUCACAUCCCGCCCGCAGCGGCGUGGCAGGGAAGCUCCGCACUGCGCGUUACUCAUGGCGCCCGGGGCGGCGGCGAGGCUUUAAACCACGCUCUUCCCCGGCUGCUCUGUGGCUCCCCGCAGCGGGCAGGGGAAGGCACGGGCACCGUCUUGAAAGCAGUGACACGCGCCCGGCCACAGCAGCAGGGUGGGCGGGGCAGCUCCGCAGGAGGGGCGCGCUUGAUCUCCGGCCCUCACUCCGGACCCUGGGCUGCCGGCGCCGCCCGAGUCCGCGGACUCUGCAGAGCCCUAACGCCAGAGCCCCUGUCCCAGCGCUUGCCCGCCUCGGCCGGGAGCUCCCGCGGCGGUGCGGGCUCCCCCGGAAGGGGCGGCGGCCCCGGCGAUGGCGGACGAGGCGCUGUUCCUGCUGCUGCACAGCGAGAUGGUGGCGGGGCUGUACCGCGCUGCCGAGCAGGGCGAAGGGGAGAACGGGCGCUGCACCACCAAGCUGGAGAGCAUGGGCUUCCGUGUCGGGCAGGGGCUCAUCGAGAGGUUUACAAAAGACACUGCCAGGUUCAAGGAUGAAUUAGAUAUUAUGAAGUUCAUUUGCAAAGAUUUUUGGACAACGGUAUUCAAAAAACAAAUAGAUAACCUAAGGACUAAUCACCAGGGUAUUUAUGUCCUUCAAGACAAUAAAUUUCGUCUCUUGACACAAAUGUCUGCAGGAAAGCAGUAUUUAGAACAUGCACCAAAGUAUUUAGCAUUCACCUGUGGACUAAUCAGAGGAGGCCUAUCAAAUCUGGGAAUAAAGAGUAUUGUAACAGCUGAAGUUUCAUCAAUGCCUGCAUGUAAAUUUCAGGUGAUGAUACAGAAGAUGUAGAGCACAUUCAAAUCUGGGUAUCUACUUUACAAAGCCUUUGUAUGUAGAUUCAGUAUCUUGGCUCAAUCUUGUAUAUAACAUGUAAAUUAUAGCAGUGUGCAGGAAAAUUCCAAAAUAUAUAAUAAAUGUUCAUCAAAAUAACUUAA
Prinia subflava (tawny-flanked prinia) is the source of this 1150-nucleotide messenger RNA. RefSeq names its product trafficking protein particle complex subunit 6B (gene TRAPPC6B). The record is from RefSeq and is a predicted model, not a curated record. NCBI's taxonomy places the organism in Eukaryota, Metazoa, Chordata, Aves, Passeriformes, Cisticolidae. The coding region runs from base 528 to 1004 and encodes 158 amino acids. Gene Ontology annotation, cellular component: trans-Golgi network; cis-Golgi network; TRAPP complex. The transcript has 6 exons. Gene Ontology annotation, biological process: regulation of GTPase activity; endoplasmic reticulum to Golgi vesicle-mediated transport.